AUGUCAUCCACCACUACAGGUUUUCCGGAGGAGCGGCAGCGCAGAGGACCGCAGGGGUCAGAGGACUUGGACUUCAUCCCCACAGAAGAGGAGAAGAGGUUGUUAAAGGAGUGCAUAGAUGAACGCUUUUUGUAUAGGUCGGGGCCCUUCUCUUUGAUCAGCAUGGCUGUCACACAAACCCUAAUUGCCAGAGGGAUCCUGUCUGCAUCUCCAGUGUUUGGACCUGUACCCAAAAUGAUCUUUGCUGGCAUCUGUGGCUACGUAGCUGGGAAUAUAUCGUACAUGAAGACGUGCCAGGAGAAGUUCAGAAAGUUAAGACAGAGGACAGGACUGCCUCAGCAAUAUAUCUUAUUUUCCUCUGCAGUUGCCAAGGGUCCUCAGUCAGAGCUGAGUGACCCAGACACCCAGUCAUUUGACCCAAUGUUCCAGGCAGCAGAGGCCCCCAGCCAGAUGCCCAGUCACAGCAGGGAUUAUGACUAUGGCUUCAGGCCAGACCCACCCAUGGACAGACAGAACAACUUCAGCACUCCAGCUUCAGUCCAGGCAUAUGUGGAAGAGGAGGAGCCCAGGAGGAAGCCUAUCCUCUAUGAGGACCUGAGGCUAAAAAACAGGGAGAACUAUGAGGUCACACUCACCCAGAAGGCCGAGACACUGCUCAAAUCAACACCCGAGAAAGAGCGAGAAAGACCCAAGAAAGAGGUGAGGAAGAACGUCUAUGGAGACACCUGGGAAGAAUGAGUACUUUUUUGAGCUCUUAAGAUGUGAGAAUAUGGAGACAGCUUAGUUGCCAUUUUGCUUCAGUGUGACUUGGCUUUAGGUGUCAUGAAGCUGUGUAAGUUUCUUCUCAGUAUGUCUAUGUGAGUGAUUCAAUUAAACCAAACUGCUUAAGGAUUCAAA
Messenger RNA from Lates calcarifer (barramundi perch), 897 nucleotides. RefSeq names its product OCIA domain-containing protein 1. Gene Ontology annotation, cellular component: endosome. Lineage: Eukaryota; Metazoa; Chordata; Actinopteri; Centropomidae. The record is from RefSeq and is a predicted model, not a curated record.